Molecule: messenger RNA, 654 nt
Organism: Rotaria sp. Silwood1
Lineage: Eukaryota; Metazoa; Rotifera; Eurotatoria; Philodinida; Philodinidae
Source: the annotation of a GenBank genome assembly
AUGAAUCAAAACAUCACGAAUAUAAUUUUAUCAAAUGUUCUUCUUCUUGGAGAAUGUGCCGUUGAAAAAUCAAUAUUCAUCAAUGCUUUAGUCAAUUAUCUUAAAUUUGAUAAAAUUGAAGAAGCUCAAUCUGGUGGACUCAUUGUACUUAUUCCUGUUUCAUUUUUACUAACAAUUGGAGAUAAUUUUGAAGAACGAAUAGUCCGAUUUGGUGGCGAAUACCCUAAUGAAGAUUUUUAUCAUCCAGGUCAAUCAGUAACUCAACAUUGUAGAUCAUAUGUCUUUUCUAUUAGUACUCGAACAAAAGUAAGAUUAAUUGAUACACCUGGAAUGGGAGAUAUUCGUAGUCUUGAACAAGGCUAUCUCAAUAUGGGACAUAUUCUAUCAUUUAUUACAAAUCUCUCACAUUUGAAUGCUGUUUGUAUACUUCUUAAACCAAAUGAAUCAAGAUUAAAUAUUGUUUUUCGUACAUAUUUUACUCAUUUAGUAGAAUUUUUAGGUGAAAAUAUUCGUCAUAAUAUUAUAUUUUGUUUUACAAAUACUCGAUCAACAUUUUUUACUCCAGGUAUUACAGCUCCUUUACUUAAAGAAGUUCUUGCUAAUUUUCCUGUUACAAAUAUUCCAUUGAAUAAAAAAAAACACAUGUUGCUUUGA